AUGUCGACAGUCCGUUUGCUCCCGAAAGCAUGUUUAGUAAUGGACCAGCGAAUAAACUUAAAAUGGUGCCAGCUUUUUUUGUUGCUCAUCCUCCUUUUCGAUCUUUCCUUUGGAGAAGUCCGUUAUUCCCUUCCUGAGGAGAUGCAGCGGGGAUCGGUUAUCGGGAAUGUUGCGCGGGAUCUGGGGCUGAAAGUGACGGAGCUUGAUGCUCGUCGAGCCCGUGUUGUUGCGGAAGGAACAAGCCAGCUGUGUGAUCUGGACACUGCGUCAGGCAAUCUUUUGAUCAGCCAACGGAUAGACCGAGAGGAGCUCUGCGCGCAAGCAACUGUCUGCAUCCUACAGUAUCAGCUCUUACUUGAAGAUCCCCUUCAAGCGUACAGCCUCGUUUUGGAUAUUGCAGAUAUAAAUGACAACAGCCCCGUUUUUGCUGCGGGGGAGAUAAAUCUAGAUUUAGUGGAAUCCACCGUUCUAGGGAGGCGCUUUCCUUUGGAGAGCGCGCAUGACCCCGAUCUGGGUACCAACUCUGUCCGUGAAUAUAAACUCAGCCCGAACGAUCAUUUUGCACUGGAAAUGAGUACCCAAAUAAACGGCAAUGCGUAUCCGGAACUAGUCCUUAAAAAGCCCCUGGACCGGGAGGCACAAGCUGAACAUGUACUGAAAAUCAAUGGAAUUGACGGGGGGAGUCCAGUCCGAUCAGGAACUGCUUCCAUCCAUAUCCGUGUCCUGGACGCCAAUGAUAAUGUCCCAGUUUUCAGCCAACGAGUCUACAAAGCCUCUGUGCCAGAGAACUCGGCUGUAGGGACUAUCAUAGCAACACUGAAUGCCACGGACUCAGAUGAAGGUGUUUAUGGAGCGAUAACAUACUCUUUCAGUCACCUGUCAGACAAAAUGGCGGGAGUUAUUGAAAUUAACCCUCUGAGUGGGGAGGUACGGGUGGCUGGUCUUAUUGACUAUGAAGAGGCUAGUACGCACGAGCUGGAUGUUCAGGCUAAAGAUGGCGGCGGUCAGGCCUCUCACUGCAAACUCAUAAUUGAUGUCAUUGACGUAAAUGACAAUAAACCCGUGAUAGAAAUAAAGUCAGCCUCUGCUAACGUGGCUGAAAACUCGAAACCAGGGACUAUGGUUGCUCUGAUUAAUAUUUACGACCUGGACACAGCAAGCAGCGGGCGCGUCACGUGCACAAUCUCAGACAAUGUCCCCUUUAAAUUUGUAUCAGAGGUCAAAAACUACUACAUGCUCGUGACUGACGGAAUAUUAGAUAGAGAACUUCAACCGGAGUAUAACAUCACGGUCAUUGCCACCGAUGCGGGCUCGCCCUCCCUCUCCAGUGUGAAAGUUCUAACAAUCGUGGUUAAUGAUAUAAAUGACAACCCCCCGACUUUUACACAGAGCGAGGUCAAUGCCAACAUUUUGGAAAACCAACCCAUUGGCACCUUUGUGAUGAAAGUGAAAGCGGAGGACCCCGAUGGUGGAUCUAAUGCUAAAAUACUGUACCAAAUAUCAAAGGACACAACCUCAGAGGUGGCCUCUUUUCUCACCAUCAACUCAGAAACAGGGGAACUCUUCACGUUGCGCCUCUUCGAUUAUGAACAGUCAGUUCACUUCCAGAUCAAGGUGACAGCCCGAGAUGGAGGAGACCCCACACUCUCCACUACCUGCACCAUAAACGUUUUCAUUAAGGACCAGAAUGACAAUGCACCUGUUGUCCUAUAUCCUCUCCAAACCACUGGGUUCGUGGCUGAAGAUAUGGUGCCACUGGAGGCGCCCAGAGGAUACCUGGUUACUAAAGUGGUAGCUGUGGACGCAGACUCAGGCCAUAACGCCUGGCUGUCCUACAGAAUAAUUAAAGCGACACGGCCUAACCUCUUUGUGAUUGAUCUGCACUCAGGCGAAAUCAGAACAGUGCGAGCUUUCAUGGAGGACGAUGAACCCAAACAAACCGUUGUCGUUUUAGUUACCGACAACGGGCCGGAAUCUCUCUCCGCCACUGCUACAGUCAGCAUAGCAAUUGGCGACGGUCUGCCCGUUUUAAACCAACUUUUUGAGUUUGCCGAUGAAUCACAGGACAGCGAUAACUUAACGCUCUAUUUAAUCAUCGCUCUGUCAACCGUUUCCUGUCUUUUCCUCCUUUUAAUUAGCGGAGUGUUUUAUUUUAAGCUCUGCCGGCGUGGUUACGUUUACCGUUCAACAACCACCGCCAGUCUGCCCGUUUUCCCCACGACCUACUGCCCCCCUAGUUUCACAGACUUAAGUCGUUGUGGGACCCUGCUGAAAGAUGACCGCUACGAUUCCUUCUUGACCACAGGGUCGUGGAGAGGCGAUUUUCGCUUUGGCUCAAACACAGACACUGAUACGUUGAAGAAAAGAAGCGCAGCCUAUCAGAAAAACACUUUAAGGCGCGCCAGUACAGACAGGGUUAGUCUGAAGGUGAGGGCAGGUGCACCGCACCCCUGCUACGUGGUCAAGUGA
Toxotes jaculatrix (banded archerfish) is the source of this 2469-nucleotide messenger RNA. RefSeq names its product protocadherin gamma-A10. Gene Ontology annotation, cellular component: plasma membrane. Bases 1 to 2469 code for a protein of 822 amino acids. Lineage: Eukaryota; Metazoa; Chordata; Actinopteri; Toxotidae. Gene Ontology annotation, molecular function: calcium ion binding. The record is from RefSeq and is a predicted model, not a curated record. The transcript has a single exon. Gene Ontology annotation, biological process: homophilic cell-cell adhesion.